Fulmarus glacialis (Northern fulmar) is the source of this 681-nucleotide messenger RNA. RefSeq names its product muscle-related coiled-coil protein-like. The transcript has a single exon. The coding region runs from base 1 to 681 and encodes 226 amino acids. Lineage: Eukaryota; Metazoa; Chordata; Aves; Procellariiformes; Procellariidae. Gene Ontology annotation, cellular component: cytoplasm; caveola. Gene Ontology annotation, biological process: regulation of gene expression. The record is from RefSeq and is a predicted model, not a curated record.
AUGACUCUGUGCUUUCAUUCACAGGAGGAAACCGAGUGUCCUUCAUCUCUCUCUGUUAUCAAAGAGAGGACAGCAGGGGAAACUCUAGAGGAUGAUUUCUUCCCACCUGAUGAUCUGUCUUCUGAUGAAGAAUAUUAUAUCGAAGAAAGCAAAGCAACCCAGUUCAAGAAAUCAGGCAUGAGGCGUAUAGAUGACAUCAAAAAGGCAUUUUCAAGGGAAAAUAUCCAAAAGACGAGACAAAAUUUUGGCAAGAAGGUAAACAGGCUUCGAACUAGAAUAGUGACCCCUGAGAGGAGAGAGAGGAUCAGGCAGUCAGGAGAGAGACUGAAACAAUCUGGGAUAAGGAUCAAGAAGACCAUUUCACAAGCUGCCCCAACGAAGGAGACGUUCAAGAUCCAUAAAAAAAAUAAAGAACGAACAGGAGCCGAAGGUCAGGAGGGGAUCCAGGAAGCCGGUGUGCACAUCACCUCUGAGCUCGCAGCAGCAGAGCCCUUCACUGAAGAAAUCUCUUACACAGAAGUGAUCACUAAGGUAAAGAAAGACAAGAAUAGUGCAACAAAAGGUGCUUCCCAGUCUACUGAAAAAGGAGUGACAAUCCCAGAAGUUGUUCUUAAGCAGGAAGGAAAAGAAGGAGGAGGAAGUGAUGAUGUCCCUUUGCUAGACUUAAAGCAAUCGGCAUAA